Messenger RNA from Saxophila tyrrhenica, 852 nucleotides. It is a transcript of the gene ASF1, whose product is annotated as Histone chaperone asf1. The coding region runs from base 1 to 852 and encodes 283 amino acids. Gene Ontology annotation, molecular function: histone binding. The transcript is spliced from 2 exons. Gene Ontology annotation, cellular component: nucleus; chromatin. NCBI's taxonomy places the organism in Eukaryota, Fungi, Ascomycota, Dothideomycetes, Mycosphaerellales, Extremaceae. The record is from RefSeq and is a predicted model, not a curated record. Gene Ontology annotation, biological process: nucleosome disassembly; nucleosome assembly; DNA replication-dependent chromatin assembly.
AUGGCGACAGUGUCGCUCCUUAACGUCUCCGUCCGCAACAACCCCGCCGCCUUCACCGACCCCUACGAGUUCGAGAUCACCUUUGAAUGCCUUGAGCCACUGCAGAAAGACCUCGAAUGGAAGCUCACCUACGUUGGAUCUGCGACAUCAUCCGAGCACGACCAGGAACUCGACUCCCUCCUCGUCGGCCCUAUCCCAGUCGGUGUCAACAAAUUCGUCUUCGAAGCCGACCCGCCAAACACCGCCCGCAUCCCUGCCACCGAAAUCAUUGGCGUGACUGUGAUCCUCCUCAGCUGCUCCUACGACGAUCGCGAGUUCGUGCGCGUCGGCUACUACGUCAACAAUGAGUACACGGACGAAUCGCUUGCCGAAGAGGCUCCCGCGAAGCCUGUGAUUGAGAAGGUGCGACGCAACAUUCUGGCUGAGAAGCCGAGAGUGACACGAUUCGCGAUCAAAUGGGAUAGUGAGGAGAGUGCGCCGGCUGAGUUCCCGCCGGAGCAGCCGGAUGUUGAUGCUGAGGUAGACGAUGGAGCGAACUACGGCGCUGAAGAGGAGGAAGAGGAGGAAGUAGAGGCUGAAGCCGAGGGCGAGGCAGCUGCGAAGGGUGCAGAUGUGGACAUGGAAGGCGCGGAAGCGAACGUCAAGGAGGUGGACGAAGAGUCUGAGGCCGGCAGCGAGGACCUCGGGGAGGAGAGCGAGGACGAUGACGAAGAGGAGCUGGAGGAGGAGGACGGUGAGGGCGAGGCAGAGGCAAAUGGUGAUCACGACAUGGAGAUGGAUGAGGCCGCGCCCAAGGAGCCCGCGAACGGUGUCGCUGGGAAUCAACAUCAGGCUGAUGUGAUGGUGCACUAG